UUCGCAAGCGGCACAGUCUACCGGUGAACAUUAACCACUCAACAUUGAUCAACAAACAACAAAUAAUUCACGGCCAAAGUCAUGAAUGUUUUAAUAAAUCUGGUUUAUUGCAGUGUCGUCGUUGUUGUUGUUAUUGUUGCUGUAACAAUAAGUUCGGUGAAAACCCAAGAAUUAUGCCGCAUGCCAAAUAAUUCGCCCGGAAUUUGUGUUCCUUUCAAUCAGUGCAGCUCUGUGAAGAGAUUGCAUGAAAGGUACCAGGGAAAUGUUCCGCAAGCAUUCUAUCCAUACAUCCAGAAAUUGAAAUGUUCGAGGGACAAUGAACCGGUGGUACGCCUUUGUUGCGAACCUGAUACGAUUCUGAGACCCACAACAGCAACAACUCAACCGAGUACGGGAAGUAUCAAUUAUUUAUCAUUAAAUACCAUGCAAGAUUAUCAAAGUCAAUUGAAUGCGGCAGGCUUUAAUAUUCUUAAUGGACAGCGCUGUGGUACAGACAAUGGAAAUCGCAUUGCCGGUGGUAAUGUCACAAUGUUGGCCGAAUUUCCAUGGAUGGCUCUGUUGAAAUAUCGUGGUCCAUCGGGUGAUCAAUUUCGUUGUGGUGGUUCGUUGAUAACCAAUCGUUAUGUGCUGACAGCAGCACAUUGUGUGAACACAGUGGAUCCAGUUAUUGGUGUACGCCUGGGCGAAUAUGAUACAUCAACAGAAGAGGAUUGUAUAAAAUUGGGUCCAAGGUGGAGAUGCAAUCCCCCAGUGGAAGAUAUUGGUAUAGAAAAUAUUGUAGCACAUCCCGAAUAUAGCAAAAGUAAACAUGUCAAUGAUAUUUCCCUCAUCAAGUUGGAUCGAAAUGUUGAAUUCAAGAAACACAUUGAACCCAUAUGUCUACCCAUCUUUUCAAAUUCUGUUCAAACUCAGCCUGAAGAUCAUUUUCUAAUAGCUGGUUGGGGAUUCACUGAAAAGGGCAGUACAUCAAAUGUUCUACUCAAAGCCCCCGUCAAACAGUUACCCGUAUCGACAUGCAGUCAAGAGUAUUCGAUUGAACUCAGUUUAACCCGACACUUGUGUGCCGGCGACGAUGUACUCGGUCGUGAUACAUGCGGUGGUGACAGUGGUGGACCAUUGAUACAAUUUGUCCCCUACAAUGGUAAAAGACGUUUCGUACAGUACGGAGUGGUGGCAUCGGGUCGUUAUGCUUGUAUCCUGAAAACAACAUUGCCUGGUGUCUAUACGAAUGUUAGCAAUUUUAUGCCAUGGAUAACGCACAAUAUUGUUGUUUGGUGUUGUGAACCUGCAACUGUUUGGCGACCAACAACAGCAAUAGUUAAACAAAGAAUGCAAAAUACCGAAAAUUUAUAUUUAAAUCCAAUACCAGAUUAUCAAGGUCUAUUAAACACCGCAGGUUUUGAUGUUCUAUAUCAACAAGAGUGCAGCCCCGACCCUGGAGAUGCUAUUAUCAAUGGCAAUGUUACAAAGUUGGCCGAGUUCCCAUGGAUGGCCCUAUUGAAAUAUGAUGGACCAGUAGGUGAAGAAUUUCAUUGUGCUGGCUCGUUGAUAACGAAUCGCUUUGUAUUGACAGCAGCCCAUUGUGUGAAUACGAUGGAUCCAAUCAUUGGUGUACGACUUGGCGAACAUGACAUUUCAACCGUUGACGACUGCCUGCAAUUGGGCGCCAUUUUCAAAUGCAAUCCACCGGUGGAAGAUUUUCGUAUAGAAAAUAUCAUUUCACAUCCCGAGUAUAGUAGAGAGGAUCAUAUCAACGAUAUUGCCCUGAUCAAAUUGGAUCGCAAGGUUCAAUUUAAAGAGCACAUUAAACCUAUAUGCUUGCCCAUUCAUUUGUAUACACCGACUGAAGAUAAUUUUUUCAUAACCGGUUGGGGUCACACUAAAAAUGGCAAUAAAUCGGAUAUUCUUCUGAAAACACCAGUGAAACAACUACCUCUUUCGACAUGCAGUGAUAAAUAUUCUAUUCAACUCAGCGAUACUCGGCACUUAUGUUUCGGAAAGGAUAUAGGUGGUCAUAACGUAUGCGCCGCAGAUAGUGGUGGACCAUUAAUGCAUUUUGGACCCUACAAAGGUCAAAAACGUUUCAUACAAUAUGGGAUAGUGGCAGCGGGAAGUAAUGCUUGUAGCGCGACGGCAGCUUUGCCUGAUAUUUAUACGAAUGUUAGCUUCUUUAUGCCAUGGAUAACGCAUACUAUUGCUCUGCAAAACGAGUGAAUAACAAGGAUAUGAUAAGACGAACCUUCCAAGGAAUUAUAUGUUAAAAAAGUAUAAAAAACGUAAAAAUGUAAAAAUAAAAAGUAUUGAUCUGUUCCGAAAACCUGAAAUUUUUACGAUAUCAUAAAAGAAAAGUCAAUUAUAGCUGUAAAAAAAAUUUUACAUUCUUGAAUUUCUGGAACAGAGCAUAUGAUAUGGACUUAAACAAUAUAUGUAACAUUAAAUAUAUGACAGAUGGUAGUAUAGGGUCAUAUAAAAAGUUACUUUAUCGACAAAACUAUCAUCUAAUUUUUUUUUAUUUUUAUUCUUGUAUGACCAUAAAAGUACUAAUCCAACUUCGAAAAUUUCUGUAUUGACUCGCUGUAUUGUAAGAUAAAAGUUCCAAAAGAUAUGGCCAUAGUUCAUCCAUGUCCGAGCUUAAUAUUAAAGACUCGGCAUUCCGAAGGUCGAGACAAGCUAAGGUA
Messenger RNA from Musca domestica (house fly), 2678 nucleotides. RefSeq names its product serine protease grass-like. The transcript has 12 exons. The record is from RefSeq and is a predicted model, not a curated record. Gene Ontology annotation, molecular function: serine-type endopeptidase activity. Gene Ontology annotation, biological process: proteolysis. NCBI's taxonomy places the organism in Eukaryota, Metazoa, Arthropoda, Insecta, Diptera, Muscidae. Bases 82 to 2214 code for a protein of 710 amino acids.